AUGCUACCUUCGAAGUUUCUUUCUUGGCUUAUAGGGGUUUCAAUGAUUCUUUUGAUCCUCUCGUCAUUGUCCCUUCAUCAGUUCAGCAACAAUUAUGACAAUUCUUCCAUAGCCAGAUCAGUUUUUAAUUUUAUUUUGGUUAAUAGUUCAUCAAUUCACUUGAAACAAAAUGGCAGAGGUGAUCAAUUGAAAAGUCCUCCGAUCCCUAGUGAAAUGCCAAAGAAGGAAGAUACUGACAUUCACGAGGCGGGUUUUCAAGUUUCUGGUCACACAAUGAAUAUGGAUGAAAGGGGACAACACCGUGGGUCAGUAUGUGACCAAAGUCGGGCACUUCUUAGGGUAUAUAUGUAUGACUUGCCCUCUGAAUUUCACUUUGGGUUGUUAGGUUGGAAGGGCUGUGCAAAUCAGACAUGGCCUAGUGUAAGUAUUCCUAAUAGGUUUCCACCAUAUCCUGGUGGUUUAAAUUUACAGCACAGCACAGAGUAUUGGCUUACUCUUGAUCUUCUUGCAUCGAAUACUGCAAAUGUAGAUCGACCAUGCGGUGCAAUCAGAGUGCAGAAUUCGAGUGAAGCUGAUGUAAUAUUUGUACCCUUUUUCUCGUCCUUGAGUUACAACCGGCACUCAAAGGUCCAAGGACAUGAAAAAGUUAGCGUCGACAGAAUGCUGCAGGAUAAAUUGGUGCAGUUUCUGAAAGGCCGGGUAGAGUGGAAGCGACUUGGUGGGCGGGAUCACUUGAUUGUAGCCCACCAUCCAAAUAGCAUGUUAUUUGCAAGAAAUAAGUUGGGUUGGGCAAUGUUCGUGCUUUCUGAUUUUGGAAGAUACUCCAGAAAACUAGCAAACCUUGAAAAAGAUGUAAUUGCACCUUACAAGCAUAUGGUGAGAUCGAUCCCGAUUGCUAACUCGCCUUCAUUCAAUGAACGGUCUAUAUUGAUGUAUUUCCGAGGAGCAAUUUACAGGAAAGAUGGUGGAGCUAUCCGUCAAGUACUAUACUACCUACUUAAAGACGAGAAAGACAUUUACUUUGCCUUUGGAAGCGUUCAGGCUAAUGGGAUAAAACAGGCAGGGAAAGGGAUGGCCUCUUCUAAAUUUUGCCUGAAUAUUGCUGGAGACACCCCUUCUUCAAAUCGUCUCUUUGAUGCCAUUGCUAGUCACUGUGUUCCUGUAAUAAUCAGUGAUGAAAUCGAGCUACCCUUCGAAGAUGUUCUCGACUACUCAGAAUUCUGUGUAUUUGUCCGUGCAUCGGACGCUGUGAAAAAGGGUUAUCUUCUGAAUCUUCUCAGAGGGAUUAAGCAAGAGAACUGGACAAAAAUGUGGGAAAGAUUAAAGAAUAUCAGUAGACACUUUGAGUAUCAGUAUCCAUCUCAGCCCGGUGAUGCUGUGGAUAUGAUUUGGCAGACUGUUUCCCGCAAGAAAUUGGCCACACAAUUAAGUGUUCACCGGAAGAACAGAUACAGCAGAUCACAGUCUUCCUAA
This is a messenger RNA of Fraxinus pennsylvanica, 1473 nucleotides long. Lineage: Eukaryota; Viridiplantae; Streptophyta; Magnoliopsida; Lamiales; Oleaceae. The record is from the annotation of a GenBank genome assembly.